This is a messenger RNA of Andrographis paniculata, 1156 nucleotides long. RefSeq names its product putative SNAP25 homologous protein SNAP30. The record is from RefSeq and is a predicted model, not a curated record. Gene Ontology annotation, molecular function: SNAP receptor activity. The transcript is spliced from 6 exons. Lineage: Eukaryota; Viridiplantae; Streptophyta; Magnoliopsida; Lamiales; Acanthaceae. Gene Ontology annotation, cellular component: SNARE complex; plasma membrane. Bases 260 to 1009 code for a protein of 249 amino acids.
UGGCUCCACCGGGUUAGCCGUGGCGCCUCUCGUCCUCUCGGUGCGAUGUCAGAGUACAAAAGGAAACGCCGAUGAUAUCCAGAAUUUCUAUCAGCUGUUGUGCAGUAAAGCAAUUUUUUUCUCUUUCUUUUUUUUUUUUUCGUGUGGGAGAGGAAUUUUCCGCGUUCGUUUGUGUUCCUUUCCUACAUUUCUGGGAGCUUCGGGCAUUGUUGCUAAUAAUCGGUUGAUUAGGUACAAUUAGGAAAAAUAAAAAAUAAAAAUGUUUGGGUUUAGGAAAUCAGCACCUCCAGCCCCUACUGCUUCAGAAGCUGAAUCAGAUGCUAAGAAACAGGAUGACGACGACAAUUUUGGGAAAGGCUCAUCCUCUGCAGCGUCGAGGAACAAGAACAAGAAAGAUCUGGACAGCAUGUCUGUCCAGGAGCUAGAAAACUAUGCUGUGGAUCAGGCUGAAGAGACUACAAAAUCGGUGAACAAUUGCUUGAAGAUUGCCGAGGAUAUCCGAGGGGAUGCCACCAAGACGCUCGAAACCUUGCAUAAGCAGGGCGAGCAAAUUCAUCGAACUCAUGAAAUGGCAGCAAAUAUGGAGAAGGAUCUCAGUACGGGUGAGAAAUUGUUGAACAAUCUCGGAGGCAUGUUUUCGAUGCCAUGGAAGCCAAAGAAGACGAAGACCAUCACCGGCCCGAAAAUCAAUCCUAAUGACAACAACAGGGAAAAGGCAGCCACGGCGGAGCAAAAAGAAAAGUUAGGAACAGGACAGAAGGCUAAAGCUCGUGGCAGCCGUCAAGAACCAACAAAUGCUAUGGACAAAGUCGAGCUCGAGAAAUCAAAACAAGAUGAUGCACUUGAUGACCUUGGCGAUAUAUUAGGCGAUCUCAGGGGCAUGGCUGUUGAAAUGGGAACCGAACUCGACAGGCAAAACCAAGCUCUGGAUGAUCUUCACGGCGACAUCGACGAGUUGAAUUCUCGAGUGAAAGGGGCGACUCGACGUGCACAACAGUUGGCCAAGUAAAUGAAAUAAAACGUAUGUUAUGUAUCGAUUUGUUGUAAUAAUAGCCGAGUUUUCUACCGAUUCAUGUUGUAAUAUUUCUACACUUCUCAUUUAAUCAAAUAACAAGUGUAUAUAUAUAUAUAAUUUAUAUUAAUAUAAUACAAAUAA